Penicillium argentinense is the source of this 1845-nucleotide messenger RNA. Its product is annotated as F-box protein. The record is from RefSeq and is a predicted model, not a curated record. NCBI's taxonomy places the organism in Eukaryota, Fungi, Ascomycota, Eurotiomycetes, Eurotiales, Aspergillaceae. The coding region runs from base 1 to 1845 and encodes 614 amino acids. Gene Ontology annotation, molecular function: protein binding. The transcript has 2 exons.
AUGACCCCCGCCUCGCCAUUUGCAGACCCUCUCACUGUCUUCCCUCCGGAGAUUGUACUGCGCAUCCUUGACUUCUCGCCCGUCUCGGCCCUCGCCUCUCUCACAGCCGCCUCUAAGGCCUGGCACGAAUUUAUCGAUGUCACCCACCAACAGGCCAUCUACACCUCGGAAUCCAAAACACGCCAGCCGCCCGGAUGCUCCCGUGAUCUGUCAUUUCUCGCUGAUGCUCGCACCUUUUCGCGCCUCUUUGAGGAAACAGCAUCAUGGAAGGAUCUAUGCAAACGCCAGACGCUCCUGUCGCGCAACUGGACCGACCGACAGCCGAUGAGCCAGGAGUCGGUCCUGCAGAUCGGCAAUGAUCCGGUCUGGCGCUUUCGCCCCGACUUCAAACGCCGCUUCUUCGUUUCUUCCUCACAUGCCGGCGGGUUGAAUGUCACCGAUAUGGAUACCGGCCGCGUCCUGUGGCGCCUGCCCUCCACCCUCGACAGCAACGGGGACGCCGUUCGCCCCUACGCCCACCUUGAAUACCAGGAUGGAAUGGUCGUGUUUGAUCGGGAGGGAGAUGCCGUCGAGGUCUGGCAGGCCGACCAAGGCGAUGCGCCGCGAGGCGAGUUUCGACGCAUUGCCGUUCUGAACCACCGUUGUCAGACGCGAGGCUUCCAACUCUCAUACUGGACGCUCUGUGUCGUGUCGAACCAGGGCCAAGGCUUCGUAUACGACAUGACUCAACGACCGCCCAAACUGACUACCCACCUCAAGAUCGAAAAAGAUGCAGUCGGCCAUCUUGAUCAGAGUGAAGAUGUCGUGAUUUACUCCAUUGGACCGGCCGGCUAUUAUGCCUACGAUAAGGCAUCGGGCGACUUCUUGGGUGUUUUGCAACCAUCUCAUUGCACUGAUCAGUACCAUAUCCUCCCACCCGCCGCUAGCUCGCCAUCUGCGACUGCUGCGCUUGCAGGUGCUGCGCGAUAUGGUGCAGCCCAUCGACCGUUUCCUCCGGGGGCUCCUCGAAAGGAUUCCCUCGUGCCAAUUGAUAUUGUCAAGGGACCUCUUCCGAGCUCAGAGCACAUGUGGGAGGGACCAAACGAAUGGGGUGCCGGAAUGCUGGACGGCGAUCUCUUCGUCGGGUUUUCUCGUGCAGGUCGUGUCUUCGUCUGCUCCGACUGGCGCAAGGCGCUCCGGGAUCAGGCAAGCCUCGCAGCAAACAGCUCUCUCAUUGAAUGCAAAUCGGACGGCUCGAGCUUCGAUCUCGGUGGUUGGCUGUCUGUACAAAAUCACCGGCUGAUGUUUGAAAUCCAAGAUCGAAUCUAUGUCGUCGCCUUGGAUGAUUCGAAUCGUGUCCAAGAUACCGCGUCCCAUCCCCCAGCCUCUUAUUCGCUGCUCACGAGCUCCGCACCUCAGCUUGCUGUCCCAACACUCGGCUGGCGGCAAUCACUCCCGAACCUCCCGGGCGGCGUACAACAUAACGACAAUCCCGCCCGCAUCUUCCCCACCAAGGCAAUUCGUGUCGUCAGCCUCGCCCCCGAUCUCCCUGGAGUAACUUCCAAGUCAAACUCCGAUACUCCUUCAUCCACAACUGCAGAUGGGCUGUUUGACCCAGAAAGUCAAGAUCGUCCUCCAGCUGAUGAGAUCUGGCGCUCACAAGCUGGGCUCUUACAACUCCUUAGCAUGCUCGGUGAUGAGUUCGGCGAGGAAGAGGACGAUGAUGAGCUGCAAGCCGUGGUCACGGGCCUUGGCGAUGGUGAUGCGGAAUGGGAGGAUGUGGAUGAUGAUGAGGACGAGAGUGGCUCCGACGAUGAGCCCGACGGCCAGGACCCUUCACCCGCGCACCCGUCCGAGCACUCAUAG